Pseudoliparis swirei is the source of this 2573-nucleotide messenger RNA. It is a transcript of the gene mep1ba, whose product is annotated as meprin A subunit beta a. The record is from RefSeq and is a predicted model, not a curated record. Gene Ontology annotation, biological process: proteolysis. Lineage: Eukaryota; Metazoa; Chordata; Actinopteri; Perciformes; Liparidae. Gene Ontology annotation, molecular function: metalloendopeptidase activity; zinc ion binding; protein binding. The coding region runs from base 314 to 2200 and encodes 628 amino acids. Gene Ontology annotation, cellular component: membrane. The transcript has 14 exons.
UAUAAUAUCUCCCUCAACUCGAGUCAUAAAAGAAUCAGAUCAUGUGAAUGUCUCGUGCACUUCAGUGUUUCUUCUUCAGAACAGAAACAAAGCAGCAACAUUCCUCCAGACGCAGACCGAGGCCGGUGGAAGCAACACAGUGAGUGAGAGUGUGUCUGCAGCCCUGGCACUCGGGUGGACCGCUCUGUUCUUGGGCUUGGGACUGGCAGCAGCGAAGCUAACAGGUGAUACAGAAACGGAUGUUGAUGACGGCCAUGACUGGGACAUCUUCGACAUCAACCAAGCGGCCGGGCUGGACCUGCUGGAGGGAGAUAUGGAACUGGACGAAACAUUCAUGAGAAAUAGCAUCAUAGGAGACAAGUAUCGCUGGCCCACCACCAUUCCCUACUACCUGGAGGACAAUCUGGAUAUGAAUGCAAAGGGAGUGAUCCUGAAGGCGUUCGACGAGUACAGACUGAAGACGUGCAUCGACUUCACGCCGUGGAGAGGAGAGGAGAACUACAUCUCGGUGUUCAAAGGCAGCGGAUGCUUCUCGUCUGUGGGCAACCAGCAUGUGGGCAAGCAGCGGCUGUCCAUCGGUCGCAACUGUGACCGCCUGGGAACCGUUGAGCACGAGUUCCUGCACGCUCUGGGCUUCUGGCAUGAGCAGUCCAGAGCCGACCGGGACGACUACGUCAACAUCAUGUGGGAUCGCAUCGAACCCGGUAAAGAGCACAACUUCAAAACGUACGACGACACGCUGUCCAGCAGUCUCGGCGUCCCCUACGACUACGGCUCGGUGAUGCACUACAGCAAGACGUCCUUCAACAUCGCCUCCGAGCCCAGCAUCGUCACCAAGAUCCCCCACUUCAUGGACGUGAUCGGUCAGAGGAUGGGCUUCAGUGACAGUGACCUCACCAAGCUCAACAGCCUCUACCGAUGCACCAAGUCUUCUACCUUUGUGGACAGCUGUGACUUUGAGCUGGGGAACAUCUGUGGGAUGAUUCAGGGUCCCGGCGAGGCGAAGUGGGAACGACGCAGUUCUGCCAGCGGAGGGCCUCAGACCGACUUCUCCAACAUGGGACAGUGUGAAGGAAAAGGCAACUUCAUGCACUUCAGCACCGGCUCAGUUGAACCUGGCGGCCGUGCGCUCCUGGAGAGUCGCUGGCUUGACCCCAAACCUGGAGCCCAGUGUCUGCAGUUCUUCCUCUACAACAGCGGCGCAGCCGACGACGUCCUCAACGUCUGGGUGAGGGCGCACGACGAGGUCAACCCCAGCGGGAAGCUCGAGCUCUUCAAGAGCAUUUCAGGAGGCGUCAUGGGCUCCUGGGAAUUGCAUAACAUCCAUCUGAAUGUGACCCGGAAGGCCCGUGUGGUUUUCGAGGGCGUGAGGGGAAAGGACCCGUCGACAGGAGGAUUCUCUCUGGACGACAUCAACCUGUCGUCCACAAAGUGCCCUCAGCACAUCUGGCACAUCCGCAACAUCGCCGGCCUGCUGGCCACCACGCCGGCCGGAGAGAAGCUGUACAGCCCUCGCUUCCUGUCCCCGGCAGGUUACUCCUUCCAGGUGGGCGUGUACAUUAACGGAAAAAGCGACCGUCCGGGAUACCUGGCCACCUACUUCUACCUGACCUCAGGCCCCAACGACCACCGCCUCAAGUGGCCGUGUCCGUGGCAGCAGGCGACGAUGGCCCUGAUGGAUCAGCAGUCUGACGUCAGGCGGCAGAUGAACAUGCACCGCAUGGUCACCACCGACCCCGGCAAGAUGUCGUCCGAUGGCACCGAGUUCUACUGGGACGAUCCCAGGAAGGUGGGCUCCAGAGUGGAUGCGUCCGACGGCAGCCACUACUACCGGGGCCCGGGCACCGGAACGAGCUCCUUCCUCACCCACAGCAGACUGAAGAGCAGGAACUUCAUCAAAGGAGACGACGCCUUCUUCCUCUUCAGCCUGGAAGAUAUUUCUCAUCUGCUGGAAUCCCGGCCUCUCGUCCGCCCCGCGGUCCAAGCGGAGGCCGCGGCCGACCGAGGCGCUCCGCGGGGCGCUGCCGGAAACCCCACGGCGGUCACGGCUGUGGUGGCGUCCGUUGCAGCCGUGGCCGUGCUGUUGGUUUCCAUGGUGAUGGCGCGGGACGCCUGGGAGAAGAGGCGGCGGCGGCGGCGGGAGAGCGACGAGGUGGUGAUCAUACAGGACAUGCCUGGGUUCAUGGAAAGUAGUUUCUAAGUCACAUCACAGCAAUAAGUGACCGCGCCUCCCCCGCUCUAGAACAAGCCCAAAAUGUGUCUUCAUUUUUAUUACAGGAGCUGCCGACAAAAGGCCUGGCAUCCGUUUUUACAACGACAAGAAGCUUCGAUCUGGAGGAAGAAAUCAGCCCCGAGCAGAAGAUCUCCCCAUGAAUAUGUUGGAGCAUUAAUGAAUGAUGAUUAUGUCUCCAGGGUCUCUAGCGUUGAAUCGCUUUUAAGUACACAGAAUGUUUUUUUUCUUUAUCGAAAAAAUUUAUAUUUUUUCAAAUGGGUCAAUCCAACAGUUUUGAAAAGCGAAAAAAAAAAAAAAUUAAAGGCAAAAAUGCAGCUCAGAAUAAAAUCUCUCAUAUGAA